GUCCUCCACAAAGGAGGAAGAACAAGUCCAUCUCACAAGUUUCAUUAAUUCCGUUUUCGUGAAUCUCUCUCUGUGUGUGUACAAAGACGAAGAGCAAACAAGACGAAGUGACACUGAUAGAAAACCCUAGGGUUUUUUUUUUUUUUUUUUAAAUUCCGUCGAGGCGUAAUGUCGUCGGAGCUGCAGAUUUCGCCGGCGAUUCACGACCCGCAAGGGCAAGAAAAGCAGCAGCAAGCCGCCGGAGUCGGGAUUUUGCUUCAGAUCAUGAUGCUUGUCCUCUCUUUUGUACUCGGUCAUGUCCUUCGCCGUCAUAAGUUCUAUUAUCUACCUGAAGCUUCUGCUUCUCUUCUAAUCGGGCUGAUCGUUGGUGGUUUAGCGAACAUCUCGAACACGGAGACUAGCAUUAGGACAUGGUUCAAUUUCCACGAUGAGUUCUUCUUUCUGUUUCUGCUGCCUCCCAUCAUAUUCCAGUCAGGCUUCAGUUUGCAACCUAAACCUUUCUUUUCAAACUUUGGAGCCAUUGUCACUUUUUCAGUGCUUGGAACUUUUGUGGCUUCCAUGGUUACUGGAUUGCUAGUGUACCUUGGCGGUUUGAUGUUUCUCAUGUACAGACUUCCAUUGGUCGAGUGUCUCAUGUUUGGCUCUCUUAUCUCGGCCACUGAUCCUGUCACUGUAUUGUCUAUAUUUCAGGAACUUGGUUCAGAUGUAAAUUUGUAUGCCCUGGUGUUCGGAGAAUCAGUUUUAAAUGAUGCUAUGGCGAUAUCUCUGUAUAGGACAAUGUCCUUGGUGAGAAGUCAUUCCUCUGGACAGAAUUUCUUUAUGGUGAUAGUCAGGUUUCUCGAAACGUUUGUCGGUUCGAUGUCUGCAGGCGUUGGAGUUGGAUUCACCUCUGCUCUCCUAUUCAAGUAUGCAGGGCUGGAUGUUGACAAUCUGCAGAACUUGGAGUGCUGCCUCUUCGUGCUUUUUCCAUAUUUCUCAUACAUGCUUGCUGAAGGUCUCAGUCUAUCUGGCAUCGUAUCGAUUCUAUUUACUGGGAUUGUCAUGAAACAUUAUACCUACUCAAACUUGUCUGCAAAUUCUCAGCGAUUUGUGUCUGCGUUUUUUCAUCUGAUAUCUUCACUGGCAGAGACUUUUGUGUUCAUCUACAUGGGUUUUGAUAUUGCCAUGGAAAAGCAUAGUUGGUCACACUUGGGAUUCAUCUUUUUCUCUAUUUUAUUUAUCGUAAUUGCAAGGGCAGCUAAUGUGUUUGGUUGUGGAUAUUUGGUCAAUCUGGCACGGCCUGCUCAUAGGAAAAUACCAAUGACGCAUCAGAAAGCACUUUGGUACAGUGGACUUCGAGGUGCUAUGGCUUUUGCUCUUGCUCUGCAAUCUGUUCACGAUCUCCCAGAAGGACAUGGUCAAACUAUAUUUACUGCAACUACAGCCAUUGUUGUUCUGACGGUGUUACUGAUUGGAGGAUCCACUGGUACAAUGCUUGAAGCCCUAGAAGUUGUAGGUGAUAGCCACGAUACAUCCUUAGGUGAUGGUUUUGAGGUGGUGAACAGUCGUUAUAUGACUAGUUAUGAUGAUGAAGAUACACCGUCAGGAAGUGGAUUCAGAACAAAACUAAGAGAGUUCCAUAAGAGCGCGGCAUCAUUCACAGAACUAGAUAAGAACUAUCUAACACCGUUCUUCACAAGUAACAACGGAGAUUAUGAUGAUGAGGAUAACAUAGAGCAACACCAUGAAGAACGAAUCCCAUUUACUAGAAGAGGAAAUCUGAAUAACCGAGGCUAAAAUUCCCGAGAGAAGAAAUCUAAGUGUUUUUUCACCGGCAUAUAUGUACAUAAAAGAAAUUGGAUGUAUCGGAGGAAGUAGUGAGAAGGGUUUCUUCUAGAGUUCUCUCUAAUAUGGGACUUGUGUUGUUGGUUUUGAACCUCAAAGGGAGAUAUUGUUAGGUUGAAACUAAUUACAUUUAUAAAAAAGGCAAAAAAACUUAAAUGGCUAUGGCUGCUUAUACUUGUCUAUCCCAGGAAUGUUAAAAUUGCUAUAA
Camelina sativa (false flax) is the source of this 2032-nucleotide messenger RNA. RefSeq names its product sodium/hydrogen exchanger 6. Gene Ontology annotation, molecular function: sodium:proton antiporter activity; potassium:proton antiporter activity. The record is from RefSeq and is a predicted model, not a curated record. NCBI's taxonomy places the organism in Eukaryota, Viridiplantae, Streptophyta, Magnoliopsida, Brassicales, Brassicaceae. Gene Ontology annotation, cellular component: endosome; plasma membrane. Gene Ontology annotation, biological process: regulation of intracellular pH; potassium ion transmembrane transport; proton transmembrane transport.